GUCUUUACAACUGUAUCGGAUCGGAUCGUUUACUUUUUAUUUUUCAGAUGCAUUUACAUUAAUAUUCGUUAUCACAACCUGCAACACCUGAUGCACAUUAUACUAAUUAACUAAACGAAGAGAUACAAGUAUUCGAUUACAGUUAUUUAUUGCAUUACUUACAAGAGAAAUUUUGUAUCCCGAAAAAGGAUACUCGGUAUAAUAACAGAUAAGUAGUUUGGCAACGCAGUAACAGAAAAAUCAGUACACCAACAUUACUGAAGAGCAGAAAUAUUUCAGAUGGCUGUAGUCUAAUGGGUGGUGUGUUGAUGGGUUUACAUUUUUAAAGAAAAAUGCCUAAUGUUUAAGAUCUGGAUUUCUACUAUUGGAAACAAAUUACAGUACGAUUAAUUAAAUUUCCAUUAGACAAAAUGUCAAUUUUACUUUUCAAAACGAGGUCAGUACUACAAAACAUGCAUGCAAGAUUCACGAAUUUUGUAUCUGGGUUUAAUUACUUGAAUUCUAUAAAAGUAAAAUAAUGUAAAAUGGAACUGAAAGUUUGGGUUGAUGGAAUUCAAAGAAUAGUUUGUGGAGUAACUGAAACAACAACUUGUCAGAAUGUAGUAUACGCAUUAGCUCAUGCUACAGGUAAAUCUGGUCGUUUUACGCUUAUUGAACGUUGGAGAAAUAAUGAAAGGCAAUUAUCACCACAUGACACCCCAUUACAGGUUCUGCUUAAAUGGGGGGAAUAUUCGAACGAUGUUCAGUUUAUAUUGCACAAAAUCGAAACGAUGGAAAAAUACGUCACUGCAAACAGUCCAAAAUUAGCUUUUCAACUUGACCAGUAUUCCAUAUCUACUCCCAAUACUACACCAGAACCGUUUGUACUUUUAAAUAAUUCGGGCAAUUGUUUCAAUCAAAAAGUAUGCUUUUCACAGGAAGUCAGCAUGCGUCAGUCACACAGGUUUAGUCCUACGAAAGGAAAGAGUACAGAUAAUGAAAUAACUAAUCUACCAAAAAGUAAAGUAGUUUUAUUAUCUUCUGGACCUCCACCCUAUAGAGAUCCUCCUCCGCCAAACUUGUCAGCAUGCAAUGACAUUAAAAAAUAUAUUCCACAGGAUUAUAAUAAAACUCAAGAAAAUGUAAAUGUUAAUAGUCAUAAGUUAAAUGUAAAAAGAAAACUUAAUAACACUAGCUCUUCUACUAAUGUCCACUAUAAGGAACUUAUUUCUCUAGUAAAUAAUCAAAAAGAAAAACUCGCUUCUCAACAAAAUGAUUUGGAAAAGUAUAAUGCCGAAAUUUUGUAUUGGGAAAACGAAGGACGAGAAAAGGAAACUCAGUUAGAACGACUAUCUCAAGAAAUUUCAUCAAUGAUGAGUAUUACAAAAAUAAACAGUGUACAGAUACAGGCAUUAUAUUAUAUAGAAGAAGAGUCGGAAAUAGUAAAGCAACAAGCAAAAACGUUAUCCUCAGAAAUAACACUGUUGCGAUCAAAAUUAGCAAAUUGUGAAACAGAACUUCUUCAACGUAAGAAUAAAAUUAGAUUAGUCAUGGAGGAAUUACAAUCAGAACAAAAGCUACAAUCUAGAAAAAGUGAAAAUCGGCAACAAUUAGAAAAAAAUCUUUUAUUAGAAAUCGAAAAAUUACAAAAAGACAUGGAACAGACCAAAUAUAGUACCGAGGAGUACCACAUGACGGCAGAAGCUUUGAAGAAUCAAGAAAAUAACAAUAAACGAUUUAAGGUCGCCGCACUGGAAACGAUUAUAAUUGAAAGAAAAAGACAAUUGGAACGAUUAGUGCAAGAAAUGAAAGAGGAAAAUUUACGAAGUCUCAGUAUCGCUCCUUCUGAGGAAGUAAAAUAUUUGUUCGAGGGACCAAAUCGGACGGGGAGCACACGAAAAAUGAUAGGAUCUCCGCGACAGCUAGAAAAUGCUGUACCUACAAAUAAAAAUCCACACGGGGUUUGGGUUUAGUCAAAGAUUAUUAAAAUGACUGCAUUUAAUUUUAUUUAUUAUUAUUAUUACAAACAAAUAUAAUGUCCUUAAUAGCUGUACUGUCACCUUUUAUUAUUAGCAAAUAUUGUAUAACUAUAUAAAAGUUUAUCGAUUUUAUCUUGUAUAAAUGAAUAUUUAAAUAUUACGUAAAUAAAUACGUGCUAGUUAAUAA
Messenger RNA from Agrilus planipennis (emerald ash borer), 2145 nucleotides. It is a transcript of the gene RASSF8, whose product is annotated as ras association domain-containing protein 8. The transcript is spliced from 9 exons. The record is from RefSeq and is a predicted model, not a curated record. NCBI's taxonomy places the organism in Eukaryota, Metazoa, Arthropoda, Insecta, Coleoptera, Buprestidae. The coding region runs from base 525 to 1952 and encodes 475 amino acids. Gene Ontology annotation, biological process: signal transduction.